CAAGCAUUCCUGUGGACUCUUCUUUACUUCUGCUUCCAUCAGCCCACCUCCUGAGAAGUGGACCCCAUCCAGGGACUCUGAAUCCAUUGGGAGUCAGCUCCGUGCCUCAGAGUGAAUAAGUGAGUGGGAGUCAGCCAAAGCCGCAAGCACUUAAGGGAGGGAGGUGGGAAGUUUGGGGCCAGCGGUGAGGAGGUGGCAGCUCAGAGGCAAAGCUAAUUCACUGUGACAGAAAUCAGAGCUGUCAGGACCACCAUGACCAAGCAGCAUGGACAGCACAUAUCCACUCAAAGUCACAGCCAAGGAAACGGAACCAUGUCGGCAGCUCAGAGAAAAGGAAGACGGAUGUGCUGUGUUAGACACUUAAAAGAACGUAUUGCGUGUGUGUGUGUGUGUGUGGGUGUGUGUGUGUGGGUGUGUGUGUGUGUGUGUGUGUGUAAGAAAGACAGCAGGAAAAGCUACAAAUUCCCAUGAAAAACCACAAAAACAGGGACAACUUGCUGAACAUGUAAACCUCAAGUGCAAUGAUCACCACUUACACUGCCAUUAUUAAUUAUUAGACAACACGGAACAUUUGUGAUGAUAGUUUUUGUGGUUCUGCUCCUCUAGCUUUAGAUGAUAAGUGCUGAAAAACGUAAAAAAAAAGAAAAUAAAAGUGAGUUCAUUAUUUUGGAAUGUAGGGAAAAACGAUGCAGUAAGCAAAAAAAGAAAAGCCACCGGGCUCAUUAUUUAAUUAUGAGAGAGGGAGACAUAAACCUGGGUUUCUGACUGACACAUGGAAGGAGGAGGGAUUGUGGGAGAUUAAGUCUGCUCUGUGCUGCAUUUGUUGUAUGCUGCAAAGCACCACAGGAUGUUUGUCGAGCAGCACUCUUUUUGGGGGAAAUGAGGAGAAAGCAGCAGAAGGACCUUUGCUGAGGACAAAGGGAAGAAAAUCUAUUACUGCCUGAGACCGACGGAUGGAGGAUCUAGGAGGAAGAUCAGGAUUAUACUGAAGUGUGGCGGGUCAUCACUGUCGGGAUGAAACUUUAAAAGAGAAGGGAAAAAAGGCGCUGAAACGUUGGUGGUUCAUGUUACGGCUAAGCUUUUUAUUUGGAAUAUCUAUUUUCUUUCUUCUUGUUUUUUUGGAGGAGAGUAUGGAAUUUAAAAAGUGAGUCAGAAUACUGAUGUAUUUGGAAGAGAUAUGAACUUUUACCCUCAUUCAUAUCCAAAGAGCAGGAAAUCAGUUCAACGAAACAUCAGGAAAGACAAAUAUGUUCCAGAAAAAAAUACAGAAAUCCAACUUAAAGAGGACCUGACUUCCACCAUGACCUGCAGACAACAUCAAGGCCUUUUCCUGCUGCUGCUCUGUCUCGUUCCCAUUUCAGAGCAGAUCUGCCCGCCCAUGUGUCUCUGUCUAUCAGACACAGUAAGCUGCAGCUCAAGCGGUCUGGCUAAGCUGCCACGCUCCCUGCCUUCUUUCUCCGUCACCCUCAACCUCAGCCACAACCACCUGCCCUGGCUGGGUCCAAACAGCUUCAACACAAUGACUCGCUUGGAAAACCUCUGGCUGGCUCAUAAUCAGAUUAGCACACUGCCUCAUGGUGUGUUCCACAAUGUCUCUGGGAUCAGGUGUCUCGACCUGUCAUCCAACAAGCUCCGUGCCGUGGAGCAGCACUACUUCCAGGGGCUGUGGAGGCUGGAGGAGCUCCGUCUUUUCAACAACAAGAUCACGCGGAUCGAGUCCAGCACGCUGAGUGGUCUCAGCAGCUUAAAAAAGGUCUACUUGAGCCUCAACCAGAUCACGCACUUCCCCUUCUUCUCUAUCCAAGACCACAGUCAUCCAUUCCUCACCAUGCUGGACCUCUCCUCCAACCGACUGACUCAGCUGCCAUGGGAGGAUGUGAAGGCUCUGCCCAGCUUAGUGCAGCGGGAUCUCUAUCUGCACAACAACUCUCUGAUCUGUGACUGCUCCAUGUACAGUAUGUUUUGGCACUGGAAUCUCCGAGGUUAUGACUCGAUUAAGGACUUCAUAGAUGAACACACCUGCAACAUUAACGGGGACCCCCGAACGUCUAUCCAGUUCCUGCGCAAUAAUCGCUUCUUCCUGAACUGCACUGUGGAGAAAGCAAUCAUGCAGCCGGCUGCAGUUUUCCUCUCUGGCGUGAAGGUUUCAGAGGGAGACAGCGUGCGACUCGACUGCCAAACAUCCCUGAGUGGAACAGACGUCUCUUUCACAUGGCUUUCCCCAAACAGGGGCCUGAUCACCCAGACCAGCUUAAAUGACACACUAAUUAACAUGUUUUCAAACGGAUCCUUGGAGAUCCAAGCAGCCACGCUCAACGACUCAGGCCUGUAUCUGUGCACGGCCGUAGAUACUAAAGAGGCAAUAAAUGCAACUCGGGAGGUGAAGGUCACAGUGCUGCUGCCUGCAGAGGAGUCCUUCAACACUGGCUACACAACACUGCUAGGCUGCUUCGUGACCUUGCUCCUCAUCCUCUUAUACCUUUUUCUGACUCCCUGUCAGUGCAGCUACUGCAAACAGCCUGCAGCCACAUCCAACAGCAGCAACCUCCCGUUUGUUUUCUCCUCUUCCACCAGAGACCCUCCCAAUGUUGAAACUUUUAAGCAUGUAACAUUCAUGGAUCCCACUAGAUGUGGAGAAGCAACUGAGUGGGAAGAUGAAAGUUGAUACUGAACAUUAUGUUGAUUCUUCCCUUCUGCAGAACAAAACGCUUUUUGACUCAGAAAAAGUACUGAAACACAGUUGCAAUUAUACAAAAUGAACAUUAUUUUUAUUCUAUUCAUGGACAAUAGCAAUAGCGGUGCAGCAAAACAUGGUCAAUAUUGGAGCUAUCCAGUCGUUCCACAGUUUUGAGCCAGAUUCCUGAACAGACGAGGAAAACAAAGACGUCUACAAGCACAUGCAUCAAAAUGGAGCAGAGCAGGGAGCUUGUGGCUUCCCGUAGUAACUUAUACCUCACACUUGUAAGCUUUUUCCAACAGUAAUUUUUUAUCUGCUCCUGAUUCACAACAAUUUGAAUGUAGAAAUAGUCAGAAAUUCAAUUGUAAGCGCAAUUUUCUUUAAAUGUGUGAUUCAUAAUCAGAAAAAUGCCACAAGAGCAUGAUAAAAACACAAAAACAGGAUUUUCAUCGGAGUGGGUCUUCAAUCAUUUGUUGUAGAAAGGUUGUUUAGUGAUUCAAAUUCAAAUGGAUGCCAAAGAAUUUAGGGUGAUGCAUGAUUGCUACUUCCAACCCCUUUGGCAGCACUUUUUCCUGAACACUUCUUUAUUUUAUUAAUAAAGGACUUUGCUUUUAUGCCCUCCA
Messenger RNA from Oryzias latipes (Japanese medaka), 3300 nucleotides. RefSeq names its product amphoterin-induced protein 3. Gene Ontology annotation, cellular component: membrane. Gene Ontology annotation, molecular function: protein binding. Gene Ontology annotation, biological process: brain development. NCBI's taxonomy places the organism in Eukaryota, Metazoa, Chordata, Actinopteri, Beloniformes, Adrianichthyidae. The record is from RefSeq and is a predicted model, not a curated record.